AAAUUUAUAAUCGAAUUAUAUUAAAAUUAGGCAGGAAAGAAGAGAAAACUUUCCCUAGAAGUGGUGAAUUGCAAUCCUCCGUCCAAAAAGCAGAAACUGAUGGGAAAACAUCCGUGUAAAGUACCAAAUAAGAAAAGAAAGUACAAGAAGAAAACAACGGUGGCCCAAAAAAAAAGAAGUUCAGUAAAAAGAACAAACCGAAGAAAGGUAAAGAAUAAAAAUAACUUAAAGAAAUUGCGUAUAACAUCGAACAACAAACGUAACAUCCGCCGGAACCAAGUUAAACCGAAGAAGUCGUUACGUCGGAUGUGCCAGAAACAUUGGGCAAAAUCCAAAAAUUGCUUUCCUCCAAGUUCUUCUCCUUCAAUCUUGCAAAAUCCUUCUUUGCGCAGAGAACUUUGCAGAAAGAUCUUCAAGGCGGUGUUAAUAGCUGCAGUCUGCAUGAUUCUGUAGAAUAAAAAUCUGAAUACCAUUUGAAGAAAGAUAC
Molecule: messenger RNA, 487 nt
Organism: Centruroides sculpturatus (bark scorpion)
Lineage: Eukaryota; Metazoa; Arthropoda; Arachnida; Scorpiones; Buthidae
Exons: 4
Coding region: 100-453 (117 amino acids)
Source: RefSeq, a predicted model, not a curated record